Fraxinus pennsylvanica is the source of this 960-nucleotide messenger RNA. NCBI's taxonomy places the organism in Eukaryota, Viridiplantae, Streptophyta, Magnoliopsida, Lamiales, Oleaceae. The record is from the annotation of a GenBank genome assembly.
AUGGCGGAGCUGGCGGCAGCGACUGAAGUUUACCCUCCACCGCGGACGAUACAGGUCUGGAGAACGCUAUUGAACUGGCUUGCUUUCUUCUUCCAGAUCUUCUGUCAGAUCCUCAGAGGCACCCCACAGGUCCUCUCUUAUGUUGGCCUACGCCAUAGUUCCUUCCUCUCUUCGAAUCCUCAAGCGCCUCCGCAGUUCAAGCCUUUGCCUGUAGUUGAGUUGUCUGAGUUUGAAGAAGAAUCCCAAGUGACUCCGUCUACACCUCCCGCCGCUGUCCCAAUUGCCGGGGUUGGAGCUUCAGUAACAGAUGCUCCGCCUUUUGAGAAGCUAAAGGUGGUUCUUGACUUGGACGAAACUCUGGUAUGUGCAUAUGAGACAUUGAGUUUGCCUGCUAUAAUACGUUCUCAAGCAACAGAAGCUGGUUUGAAAUGGUUUGAACUGGAAUGCAUCUCUUCUGACAAGGAUGUUGAAGGCAAACCUAAGAUCAACUAUGUGACAGUGUUUGAACGUCCUGGACUGAAAGAAUUUCUAAAACAUCUUAGUGAAUUUGCAGAUCUUGUCUUAUUUACUGCUGGACUUGAAGGAUAUGCUAGACCUCUCGUUGACAGAAUAGAUAUUGAAAAUCUAUUCACCCAUAGACUUUAUCGGCCUUCGACAAUUAGUACUGAAUAUCGUGAGCAUGUGAAAGACCUUUCAUGCAUAUCAAAGGAUCUAUGCCGAGUUGUUAUUGUUGACAACAACCCAUUCAGCUUCUUGUUGCAACCAUUGAAUGGAAUUCCAUGCAUUCCAUUUUCUGCUGGACAACAACGCGAUGAACAGCUUUUGGAAGUCAUCCUUCCACUUCUCAAGCAUCUUUCUCAGCAAAAGGAUGUAAGACCCAUUCUGUAUGAAAGAUUCCAUAUGCCGGAGUGGUUUCAAAAGCAUGGUAUCCCUGCUUCGAGAUGGACAACCGUAGGAUAA